Messenger RNA from Camelina sativa (false flax), 846 nucleotides. RefSeq names its product MLP-like protein 31. The record is from RefSeq and is a predicted model, not a curated record. Gene Ontology annotation, biological process: defense response. Lineage: Eukaryota; Viridiplantae; Streptophyta; Magnoliopsida; Brassicales; Brassicaceae.
CAGAAGAGAAACCAUUCACUCUCAAAACUAAAAACUCUAAGAGACAUUUAUAAAAUCAGCGGUAAUUGUAAAAAAUGGCGGAAGAGGCAUCUAGUUUGGUUGGGAUCAUUGAGACAACUGUUGAGCUAAAAUGUUCGGCGGAGAAAUUCCAUGACAUGCUUGUCGGGAGACCACACCAUGUCACCAAUGCAACUCCAACCAACAUUCAGGGUGCUGAGCUGCACGAAGGCGAAAUGGGCCAAGUUGGUGCCAUCAUCUUAUGGAAUUACGUUCAUGAUGGGGAGGCAAAAGUAGUGAAAGAGAGGAUCGAGUCAGUAGAUCCGGAGAACAAUCAGGUUACCUACAAGGUGAUAGAGGGUGAUUUAUUGAAAGAGUACUCGAAUUUCGUGGUCACCUUGCAAGUGACCCCUAAGGAAGGAGAACCUGGAAGCGUUGCACACUGGCACUUUGAAUACGAGAAAAUUAACGAAGAAGUGGCUCAUCCUGAAACUCUCCUAGAGUUGGCUGUUGAAGUCUCUAAAGAGAUGGAUGUACAUCUCUUAUCCGAGGAAUAGAGGAAGACUCCUCUUAAACCCAUAAGUAUGUGUUUUGUGUUUGUGUGUGUGUGAAAGUGUGACGUCAAGCACGUCUGCCAAAUUUACUCUUUGAAUUGAAACUGCUAUAAAUAAUGAGAUAUGUGUACCAACUUUUCGUGCGAAACAUCGUGUCACGAACUCAUGCGUAUGUAUGUGCAUAUAUACUACUACGGUCAAGUUAUGUUUGAGGUUAUUAAUUUGAAGCGUCGUGUAGUAUAGCUCUAACCUCUAUGUAUGCUAAGUUGCUACUAUCUCGACGUUGUUUACUUUA